AUGCAACACCAGCCCAAUCCUGUUCGGCACUGGCCUGGUGGGAUUCCACCAUGGAUCCGAAUCCACCCUGAUGGCGAACGAUCGGAGGAUGUUGAGAUUGAGGACUCGAGGGGAUGGUUGCUAUUUGUGAAGGAAGCAUGGAGAACUCGUGAGGACAGUGGUAUUCUUGCAGAUGAUACGGAAUAUGAGCUGCGACAACGACGGUUUUUGAUUGAGAUAUGGGCAUCUGCUGAGCAGAGCUUCCGCGAUUUUUAUCAUUAUCGGGCGCCAUUGCCAGGGUCGCCGUUCGAUUAUCCCAAACAAGCUCUAGACCGAAUCGCGGAAACAAAGCAGCGCGCGGGUGAAGUCUACACUCUGGCACUUGUCACGAAAGAUCAUCCAAGAAACUAUACACGGUGGCUCAAAAUCCAAAUUAUGCUCUACCGUCUGGAUGGCGAAUACGGUCAUUUAAUGCAUGAUGGCAACUGUACAGUCGUUGCCGAGCCAAACCCUGCCACUGCGCGCCCCGAAGGUCUUCACAAGACUGAAUUCCUGUCAUGGAAAUACCUCGAGACAGCUGACUUUGACUGUCUGACUAUGACAAGGUCAGGCAUGGUUCGAUUCCUCAAAGGCUGCUGGCGUCAAUUUGUGAUUGAUCAGUAUUGCUUAGAGACGGGUCUUUUGUCACUAGUGGACUUCUUAGCCAACGGACAGAUCGAGGUAGAACUGCUUCGUAGACCAUUUAACCUGAUUAGUGUCAUGAACUUUAUGCGUGGACUCGGUUGGAGUGUUGGCAGAAUGAAGUUUGAAAAUACUGGAGGUCCUGAGUGGGCCAAUGAACCAAUGGAAAUGGAUGAUCCCAUCCUUGAUAUACUUGAAACUGCACUUGACCUGUCUGAGAUGGUUGAUGUAGACGGUGAUCGGGAUCAAUUUGCAGAGGAUAUCGAGCUUUAUGCUCCAGGGUAUCUCGACAUGGAGGCAGCGGGUCGCGCGGAGGAGUAUGAUGUCGCAUGGCUACGUGAUGGAGAAGAGGCGGCUGAAAUCUAUUAUGCACGAGAUUGA
Molecule: messenger RNA, 1041 nt
Organism: Penicillium cataractarum
Lineage: Eukaryota; Fungi; Ascomycota; Eurotiomycetes; Eurotiales; Aspergillaceae
Exons: 4
Coding region: 1-1041 (346 amino acids)
Source: RefSeq, a predicted model, not a curated record